Molecule: messenger RNA, 300 nt
Organism: Cylicostephanus goldi
Lineage: Eukaryota; Metazoa; Nematoda; Chromadorea; Rhabditida; Strongylidae
Source: the annotation of a GenBank genome assembly
GGCAAAGUCGAUGUGCUUCUCUUUAAUCCUCCCUAUGUACCAACAGAGGAUGAUCCUCAGAACGAUCUCGAACGAUGCUGGGCUGGUGGACCAAGUGGUCGUGGAGCGGUUGAUCGUCUACUGCCUCGGAUACCUAAGCUGCUUUCCGACAAAGGCGUGUUCUAUCUGGUAGCCUUGCACGCGAAUGACGUACCAGCACUACUGAAUUCGUGCCCUAGUCUCAUCGGAUCCAUCGCUAUGGAACGGCGAUGUGGCAUAGAACACCUAUAUAUUAUCAAGUAUAUUCGAAAAACAGCGUAG